ACUUUCUAGCAGGCAAAGCUAUUUGUCUUUCAUUCUAUUAAUCUGUUCAUUGUUGUAACUGGCAUCAAAGCACCGUUGCCUUUAAAGUGCCUUUAAGGUGCAUCGUCAAAGCCAUGUUUUGUUAUAUAUUGCCUUCGUAUGCGCCUUUGUAAAGCUAUCUAUCAUUAGAACCUGUACGACUUGUCGGUUUUACAACCUAACUGACUGUCUAACUGACUGUCUAACUGGCUGUCUAACUGACUGUCUAACUGACUGUCUAACUGACUGUCUAACUGACUGUCUAACUGACUGUCUAACUGACUGUCUAACUGAUGUCUAACUGACUGUCUAACUGACUGUCUAACUGACUGUCUAACUGACUGUCUAACAGACUGUCUAACUGACCGUCUAACUGACUUCAAACUAACUUCAACUUAACUUAACUGUUGCUUAACUGUGUAUGUGGAAUAAACCUUCAGAAAGACAGUCGAGUUGUGCCCGCCGUACUUGUUCUGGUUACCCUUUCCAGAAGGGAGCAUUGGGCUGGAAAGACCAGCCAGCAGAAAUCUGGACAGUUGUAAAACCGUUGUCGGCGCCGUAUCAGUGGAGGUACGGACUGCCGAGCGGAGGACGACGAUCGUGAGGUACCAGGACGCUGGUGACGUGGAUCAGUCGUGAAUCACUCAACGGAAAAGCCGGAGCAAAGAGCUAUCGGGGCCGUUGAAGGAUUAAAGGAAGUGCCGCAGCCGAGGGAAAGGCUGUGAAGAUUGCACAAGGAAUACAAAUGCAAAGCUCUUCUGGGCAGAGAGCCUCACAGACUGUGACAUUGUAACGUCGACAGCUUGGGGCGUGGACAUUCGUGUGCCAUUAGUGGACGUGUCGUUUGCAAAGAACUGAAUCCUUUGAACGAGUCAUUGGCAACGAACCAGAGAGUCGACUCCAAUCAAUUCCAAUUCCGGAGUGAGUCAGGAGUUCAAAGAAGAAAAAUGGCAGAUGACAAGCCAGAUCUGGAAAGCCUACAGCGGAGGCGAUCAAAUGCACAGCGGAGCCUAACGACGCGUAUAAACCGCCUUAAUUUCAAAGCUGGUCGUCUAGGCACAGGAAAAUUGUCGCAAGAGUUGGCAGGGUUGGAAAACGACUAUGAUGUCUUCGUCGACGCCUGCUGUGAAUAUAUCGAAGACCUGGAACAGAUAGACUCAACGGACGACAACUGUGAGUUAAGAGACACUCUGACAAAGAGGGACGCCAUUGGGCAAAGGUACCAUGAGACAAUGGAAAUGUUGUGGUUUAAAGAUGCUGAGCCAGUAAUAAGCACCCUCGUGGCACGGUUCAAUUCAGCUUUCGACCAGGCCGAGGAACUCGGCAGGAAAAGUGCACUACAGUGGUGUCAGCAAGAGGCCAGAAGGCAGGGACUGGAUCAGGAACUCCACGAACUCAGAGACGUUGUGUAUGUUUGGAAAGACUAUCGGCCAUACGGUGAAGAAAAGUGGAGACUCCUUUUAACAUUGGAAAUUAAAAAGAAGGUACUGAUGGAGGAGUGGGCACGCCGCCGGGAUAACAAGCGGGGAGGUGGGCUUACCCGACCAGUAACUUGUGCUAGUACCACCCCACUUGUUCACACCCACUCAGCUAUCAGGCAGGGCACCAUAGCUGGCACCAGUCCCCCUCAUCAACCUCCUCAACAGCUUCAACAACCUAAUUAUGGACCCACUGUCAGCUUUACUCAGCCUCCAACCCUCACCAGUAUACCACGGCCACCAAGGUUUCACACUGCUCCCACCAACACCAGCAUGGGACAAAGGGGAACUGUGCCCACCAGCAACUUUGGUACAGUCACAGGGGGAGAAGACAGCUCUCAGUGGGCCCAACCCAUAGCAAAGAUCACACCGAUAAGCUUGCCUAAGAUUUCCGAGAGCAGGAAGGCUGAUUGGAAGAGUAUCCAGGCGCAAGCGGGUCCCACAGAGUCCUUUAAAGAAGAGCAGAAGAAACUGAAGAGUCAAGUGACAGAGUUACAGAAAGUAACGAAAGUCAAUGUCAAGAAGGUAGAGGAGGAGAGUAAACUGAGGGCCAAGAUGUCUGAGCUCAGCAGGGAGCUGAGCUCUGAAAAGACCCAAACUGCAGAGCUGCAGGAGACCUUGGUGCAAAAUCAGGAGGAGCUUCAGUCUGACUUCUACCAGAAAGAGUCAGAAGAGUCUACUCUGCAUCAAGACCUCAAGGCACCAGAAGAAAGACUGAGCUUAGCACAGGAGGACUUGGCUACCAACACCAGCCAACUCCUGCUAACCACACCACUGCUAACUCCAACCCAGACAGGUUUGGAGGCUCAGACAAAGGAACUGAAGAGAAGCCACAGCUCAUUGGAGUCAGAGCUCACUAAACAAGAGCAGUUGAAGCACCUGAAGCACCUGGUGAUACUGUCUUUAGAGAGCAGACUUUCUGAGAAAAUGCUAACCCAGUGGCUUGCACAUGUGAGCAGCCCCAAAAACUAUGCCUUCCCGGGUAACCAUUUGGAGAAGCUCUUAUUGUUCCUGGCGCCUUUCCUGAAAAGCCAAAAGUCAUUACUCACAGGAGUAGAGCUUUUGAAGUUCAGCAAACCAAUCCCCAUUUACGCUUCUGAGAGACCCAACUACCAUGAGAAGCCGGUCGACUGGAGGAGGAUCCUAGAGGGAGUGGAGAAGAUCCUGAAAGCAAGGGGCUUCUACCUCAAGCCCUGGGUUCGGUCUGGUCAAAGUGGGAGGAAGGGCGAGGCAAAGCCUGACCAAAUGACUCUCCUUACUGAAGGAGAAGUGGAUGUAAAAGCACCAAACCCAUUAACUCGUCGCGUCCUACUGAGCCAGAUCACAGGAUUGUACGACCCCAUCGAUCUAACAACACCUGUGAAGCAAAAAGGUGUGAUUCUCGUGAGGAAGGCCUCCCAGGGGGCUUGCAAGUUCACUAAGGACACUUGGGACGAGACCCUCUCUGACGAACUCCGAGGGAAAGCAAUCAAGCUGUUCAAGGAGUACACUCGCUUGGGGAGCAUCAAGUUCCACAGAAGCCUCACACCCUCCGGCUGGAGGGGCGAGCCCUGGGGAAUCACAUUCUCUGACGGAAGCUGUGAAUCUUACGGCGUCGUACUGUACCUGCGAUGGGAAACGUCAGAUGGCGUAGUUACCCGGUUGGUGGACGCAAAAGCCAAGUUAACCCCUUUAAACCAGAAAGGUAACGCAGGCAAAGCCAAAAUCUGUGGGGCUUUCUUCGCCACACGCCUGAAGGAAUACAUGCUGAAGCAUGGAAGAUUGACUGUAGAAAAGUGGUACCACUUCAUAGACAGUCAGACUGUGCUGGGAGCCAUCCAGCGAGACAGUUACGGAUUUCAAACAUUCUUUGCAAAUAGGGUCGGGGGGAUCCAGAAGGCUGGGCCUGUAACUGAUUGGCGGUGGAUCCCAGGUGAAGUCAAUGUCGCUGAUCUCGUCACGAGAGGGUGUUCACCCAAGCGACUAGACGAAAACUCCGCGUGGCAGAAGGGUCCCAAGUUCCUGUCUAGUCCAGUGAAAGAUUGGCCUAUGGAAUCUGCAGCAAAAGUGGCGGCUGAUGCUACAGAGACAGUGAGUAAACUCCAGAAGAAGGACUUUACAGCAGCUCUCACCAGAACCCAAGCGCAGAAGUUUUUAAAUUCUGGUAGUGAAGGCCGGAAUUUCACAGAUGGAGAUAGCAGGUCUCUAGCAGGGCUCCAGUCGGCUGGAUAUGAGACAAAAUCGAUCCCUGUUGAGACCAAGAAAGAUGAGACACUGUGGGGAGCCGCACUCAUAGUCCGAGUGGGUCUGAAAAGGUACGACCCCCUAGUUACGCUUUGUGGAGGGGUCAGUCAUGCCCGAAAGGCUGUAAAGAAGUGGGUUGCUCGUAUAGGGAGAGCCCCUAUUCCAGCAAAGUGGGAGGUAGUACUGACAGUGACCGAACUUGAAACUGCGUUCCAAGAUCCCCUCACGUCAUCCCGCUACGUCAUCAGAGACACUGUGAGGCGGGUAAUAAAGAACAGACUUGUCGUCAACAAGGACGAAGCUUCGGGGCUCCUGCGGUGCUACGGCAGAGAACAAGCCAUCACCUGGGGAAACCCCGGAGUACCCCUGGUCCCAUAUAAUGCCUGGAUCAGCAACCUCCUCACACGGGAAGCCCACGGAGCCAACCAUGAAGGCAUCGCUGGCACACUCCUCAGAGUGAGGUCCAAAGCAUGGGUAGUACAGGGGCCAAGAAUCGCAAGAAGCAUCAUUGACUCCUGCGUGCAUUGUAGAAAGACCAAGGCAAGGUUGUGCAGGCAACAGAUGAGUGAGCUUCCUAGUGAACGAUCUGAACCAGCCGCACCGUUUGAGCUAACAGCACUGGAUCUCUUUGGCCCCUACGUUGUCAGAGACACUGUAAAGCGAAGAACAAAGAUGAAAGUCUGGGGAGUAGUAUUCAGUUGUAUGGCUUCCAGGGCACUGCAUGCUGACAUUGUGGAAGACCUGUCAACCGAUGGCUUCCUAAAGGCGUACCAGCGCUUCACAGCUCUCAGGGGCCACCCAAGAAAACUUUGGUCGGAUCAAGGGACCAACUUCGUGGGCGCCAAGCCAGUUUUAAAGGAGCUCUACGAAUUCCUGAACAACAUCGACAAGGAUCAAGUCCAGAAGAAAGCAACCGCCGCUGGGACCGACUGGUCGUGGGUGUUUCACCCAGCAGACUCUCCCCAUCGAAACGGAGCAGCUGAAGCAGCAGUCCAUACGCUCAAGAGAGCGUUGAAAGGGGUGGAAAGUCACCUGACAGCACUGGAGUUCCAGACUCUCCUCUACCUGGCAGCUAAUCUGUCAAACGAAAGACCAAUCGGCGCCAGAGUCCAGGUACAAGACGAGACUGUAGGAGUCAUCACUCCCAACUCACUUCUGCUUGGCCGUGCUGGGCCUAGCGGGGACUCUCGAGGGUUCGAAUACCUGACUUACCCCGUGGCGUGCCUGAGAGCGGUCCAGAUCGAGGUCGACAAGUGCUGGAAGCGGUGGAGCCAGCUGGCGGGUGAAAGGCAUAGUACGAGAUGUGAAGGUGAGGACGUGCCAAAGUUGCCCGGUUUUCAGUGGACAAAGUGGGAAAGGCAAAGAGAAGGUGGACUGUCCCUCCACCAUCCUUCACAGAGAUGUCAGAAGGCUGGUGGUUCUGUUGCCAGUGGAGGAACAGAAAUAGAUUCCCCACCACAUGAUGGUGUGUUUCGGAAAAAGGGAUCAAGACCCCCCCUCCACCAUCCUCCACGAGAGGUGGUGGUGUGUUUCGGAAAGAAAAAGGAUCAAGACCCCCCCUCCACCAUCCUCCACGAGAGGUGGUGGUGUGUUUCGGUAAAGGGCGUCACUGCGUCACCAAGGACAAUGUGAAACCUUUAUUUGUCAUUUGUAUCUGUUAUUCAUAUCGUGUGUAAUACGUAGUUCCCAGCGAUGUAGCUUUAUGUACCCAUUUGAAAGGUAAAAAUUGUGUGUGUAAUACGUUCAUACCCUGCGAUGUAGCUUUAAGUACCCAUUUGAAAGGUAAAAAUUGUGUGUGUAAUACGUUCAUACCCCGCAAUGUAGCUUUAAGUACCCUUUUCAAAGGUAAAAAUUUGUGUAACGAGUUCGUACCCAGCGAUGUAGCCAUUUCAAAAGGAAAAAUCUGUGUUUUGUGGCCUACUUGGAUUUAGGAAUCAGUAGGCCAAGUGGGAGGUGUAGAACUUUCUAGCAGGCAAAGCUAUUUGUCUUUCAUUCUAUUAAUCUGUUCAUUGUUGUAACUGGCAUCAAAGCACCGUUGCCUUUAAAGUGCCUUUAAGGUGCAUCGUCAAAGCCAUGUUUUGUUAUAUAUUGCCUUCGUAUGCGCCUUUGUAAAGCUAUCUAUCAUUAGAACCUGUACGACUUGUCGGUUUUACAACCUAACUGACUGUCUAACUGACUGUCUAACUGGCUGUCUAACUGACUGUCUAACUGACUGUCUAACUGACUGUCUAACUGACUGUCUAACUGACUGUCUAACUGAUGUCUAACUGACUGUCUAACUGACUGUCUAACUGACUGUCUAACUGAUGUCUAACUGACUGUCUAACUGACUGUCUAACUGACUGUCUAACUGACUGUCUAACAGACUGUCUAACUGACCGUCUAACUGACUUCAAACUAACUUCAACUUAACUUAACUGUUGCUUAACUGUGUAUGUGGAAUAAACCUUCAGAAAGACA
Molecule: messenger RNA, 6179 nt
Organism: Solea solea (common sole)
Lineage: Eukaryota; Metazoa; Chordata; Actinopteri; Pleuronectiformes; Soleidae
Exons: 2
Coding region: 966-5351 (1461 amino acids)
Biological process (GO): DNA integration
Molecular function (GO): nucleic acid binding
Source: RefSeq, a predicted model, not a curated record